AUGAUUAAUCUUAAUACUAUUGUUCAACGAAUUAUUUUUAUUUUUUCAAUUGUUAUUCUCUUUUGGAUAUUAUUCAUAAUAAUUUAUUUAAUAAAACAUCUUAUUAUUCGAUUUAUAAAAAAUUUAAAAAUUUUUCAUCAUAAUAAUUCAUUAUUAAUAUCAAAUAAUAAAAUUUGUCAAAUAUCUGUUAUUUCAUUAAAUCAAUAUAGAUCUAUACAACCAUUCUAUCAUUUAGAUAGUUUAUUUUUAAAUAAUAAAAAAAUUUAUUUAAUAAUUAAUAAUUCUUUACAAUAUCAACAAUCAAAAAUAUAUCUAUUAAAACAUUAUUUAAAUACAUAUAAUCCAUUACAAAUUAAUUUAAUUGAUACUCAUGAACAAACUAUUAUACAAACAAAAUGUCAAGGAUAUAUUCAAUGA
Rotaria sordida is the source of this 417-nucleotide messenger RNA. Lineage: Eukaryota; Metazoa; Rotifera; Eurotatoria; Philodinida; Philodinidae. The record is from the annotation of a GenBank genome assembly.